AUGGCUGUCCAUACACCCGAUAAUGGAUUUCCCCCAGGGACAGUUUUGCUCGAAGACCGGAACAACUCGCAAUCUGAGUUGAUUCUUAGUCCAACUCCCACCGAUGACCCCGAUGACCCUUUGAACUGGUCCAAGCUUCGGAAAGCAGUAAACUUUGGUCUCACCUGCACAUACGUGCUCUUCACGUUUGUUCUCAUUGAUAUCAACAGUCUCGCAUAUCGUGGAUACAUCAAGGAGCUAGGCCUGACCUACGCAACUUUCAAUCGAUCGAGCGGCUGCAACUUUGCCGGUCUCGCGAUUGGGUGUCUCCUAUUGAUUCCCUGCGUUCAUAAGUAUGGACGACGUCCGUUAUAUCUUCUUAGUGCUACCCUCCAGCUCGUAUGCGCAAUUUGGUGGGCAAACUUUCACCACGCCGGGGAGUUAAUUACUAUUAGUUUUCUGGCAGGUAUAGCAGGCUCAGUCAGUGAGGCAAUCGUGAUGAUCACCGUUGUCGAUUUGUUCUUCAUUCAUCAGCACGCUCGUAUGAACGGAAUUUUCAUCUUCAUGCAAAGUCUUGGCGCCACUGGGGGUCCUGUCGUUGCAGGAUACAUCGUCGUCUCCCUGGGCUGGAGAUGGAUGUGGAAAAUUGUGGCAAUUCUGGUCGGAGUCAAUCUUCUCUUCGUACUUUGCUUCUUUGAAGAGUCCAAGUACACCCCUACACUCGUCGGGCACUCAGCCACUUCCAAGCCCUCUCAAUUCGUCGAGGACAAGGAAAAGUCCGACACAACUGCAGAGGCACAGCCUGUUUCAUCCCGCGUGACUGUUGAUGUCCAGCGAAGCCGCAAAUCUAUUCGCCAACGCCUCGCUUUUGUGACGAAGACAGAUAUACCCAUUCUACAGCACUUUUAUCAGCCCCUGAUUGUUCUUUUCUCGUUUCCUGCAGUCGCCUUCGCUGCUCUUACUUAUGGAUCGAUUCUAUCAUGGUUCUCUGCCAACGUGUCGGCUGGGUCCUACUUUUUGAUCGCUGAACCAUACAAUUUCAACGCUGCUCAGAUUGGCUUAUUCCACCUGGGAGGGUUCGCAGGCACACUUCUAGCCACCCUGACAGCGCCACCGUUGAAUGAUUGGCUAAUUGUCAGGCUGGCAAAACGGAACGAGGGUAUCUUCGAGCCAGAGAUGCGGCUGUGGAUGAUGUUUCCCGCCGCUGCUAUCAACUCCGCUGGGUUGAUGUUAGGUGGUAUUGGUCUUGCGAAGGGUUUACAUUGGGCCGUGCUGGCUGUCGGAAAUGGUACCUUUGGUUUUGGUUUCAUCGUCACCGCGGACGUUGCUCUUACCUACCUAACCGAUAGUUAUCCUGACAUCCUCGGUGAUGCACUUAUAGCCGUGGUAUUCGUCCGCAAUGGCUUAGCCAUGGUCAUCCGAUUUUCGUUCACGGACUGGAUCUAUGGCAUGGGUAUUCAAAACACUUUCAUUCUCAUUGGAGUGAUUGCCCUUGUUACUGCGAUAUUACCGGCACUGUUGAUGAUUUAUGGGAAACGGGCUAGAGUCAAUACAACCCAGAAAUAUCGGACUUUUUCAUCCUGUCAACUGGAGGUGGCGAGAGCUGUUGACGUGACCACACCUUGA
Messenger RNA from Penicillium cataractarum, 1605 nucleotides. RefSeq lists its product as uncharacterized. The coding region runs from base 1 to 1605 and encodes 534 amino acids. Gene Ontology annotation, biological process: transmembrane transport. The record is from RefSeq and is a predicted model, not a curated record. Lineage: Eukaryota; Fungi; Ascomycota; Eurotiomycetes; Eurotiales; Aspergillaceae. Gene Ontology annotation, molecular function: transmembrane transporter activity. The transcript is spliced from 5 exons.